Molecule: messenger RNA, 1065 nt
Organism: Paramecium octaurelia
Lineage: Eukaryota; Ciliophora; Oligohymenophorea; Peniculida; Parameciidae
Source: the annotation of a GenBank genome assembly
AUGCUAACCAUCUUACAAUUUCCUUGUUGGAUUCUAAAAGUCCAGCAUUCUUUAACACUGUUUGAUGAAAGAAUUGAAAUUACUAGGAAUAACUUAGUCUUCAAAAUCGAUAUCCAUCUAAAAAUAAAAAUGAGAUGGGAGAUAUCGGCUUCUGGAAUUCAAUCCGUCAAUAUACAGGAUCUAAUGAUACAAGCAAAUCAAGAAGACUUAAAUCAAUUGAAGUAACACCUGGAUGGGAGAGUAUCAUACUUGGGAAUUCAGAAUUAUUACGAAACCAUAGAGUUGCUGUCUGAUAAAAAGAAUUGUAAGGUAAUUUAUUCGAAAAUUUAAGAUCUGUAAAGUUGAAGAUAGAUUUACAAAGGUGAAGUUAUGUUGUAGAUCUUUGAGAAAGGAUGCUUACAACUAAGAACAAUUAUAUUAAUCAAUUAUUAUUUUGUACAAACUGUAACAACACAAAUAUUUUCCAAAAUUGUAUGAAGUUUACGAAUCGAAGGCUCACAUCUACAUCGUGAUGGAGUUGAUGAACCAUCAUUUGAAUGUAGACCUGAUUCAUGAAGAAAUCCAGAUUAUUACUUUGGUAUCUACUUAAGAUAUUGUUUAGGAUUUACUCAAAACCAUUAAGAUAUUAAUUGAUAACAAUAUUCAAUAUUCCAAGUUCAAAUUGUCCGACCUCAUGAUGGAUAAGCGAGGCAACAUAAAACUCAUUAGUUUUUGCCAUGCUUCUCGCUCCAAAGACAUCGAUCUUGACAAUUAUCUUGCCAACAUAGGCUAAAUUUUGAUUCAACUGUAAUCAAUUUGAAUGAGUUUAGUUAUGGCUUCAAGGAUUCCUAUACUUCAUUGCCUUACAUUCCCGAUAAGGGCAACGAAUUUAUUGUUGGAUUGAUGAAUCCAAAUCUAGAUUACAGAUUUACUUUUGAAGAUGCAAUGCGACAUGAAUAUAUCUAAAGUAUAUUUGGUGAAACCAAUAUACCUGUGAAAUUUACAUAUAACCCAAAGUUAAUUACUGGAGUGACCGAAGCGAUAAGUUAAUAUACAAAGAGCUCAUACUAUUAAAAAAUUAAAUGA